GGGAAAUGCAGAAUCCUUCAAGAUAAGGAGAAAUAUUACUACGUGCAAUGUGGCGGAGCCGGAAAGAAGAAAAAAGGUUCAGGCUCGGAAAAAGGAAACGAAAAGAGCCCGGGUGGUGAGGUAAGUCAGAACAAGAACAUUAUUACUCAUAGUUUAAUGGAAUCUCCCUAUAAGCAAAUAAAAACGCUGAAGUUUAAUAGCUUCUCUUUAUUACAAAAUAAAGAAAAAUUUCAAGAAUUAAAAAAAAUCCCAGCAUUACACAAACCCGCUUGCAGACUAAAAACGUUAUAAAUUGCAGUUCUUUCUAAAUAAAUUCUGAUGCUGAAAAAGGUAUAUCACGUUUUGUUUGAUCGAGGUCACAUAGAAAACUGUGGGAGUUUGAACUUUGUUCGUCAGUUAAUGAUACAUCUACUUGGAUAUUAUGUAAUUUGGGUGUUUUCUUCACAAACAUGAAAAAUGAGAAAAUCAAGUUAAAGAACCUGUUCGAAAUAAGGAUUUCAUUCUUUCUUUCCUUUCAAUCGUAUCCUUGAGUUAUGACGUGAUCGAAAAAACAAGUUUGGUUUCCACACUAAAACCCGAUAUUUUUCUAACUCUUCAGCAAAAAGGUUGGGCAGCUUUCACAAGGCCAAGUUUCAUCUCCUUUCCUUGUUUUCUCUCGAUUUACACAAAGCCCUUCUGAGAUGAUAAAAUUGAUGCCCCGUAUCAAAGCACUAAACUGUUAAAAUUCUUAAUACUCCUGUUUGAGGACAAACCUUUCAUCAUGUCUUCAGACAGUCGGUUCAAGUAGAGACCGAAGUAGCUGACUUUUUCGGCAUAAAAUCGGGUUGCAUUCUGCAAAAUAGAUGAAUACACUCUCAGUCGUCCUUCGUGCAAACUUAACUCGUUCUUUUUAAAUUUCGUUUCUAGUUUAACCCUUUUUCUGGAUUUAAUUUUAUAAGGUGCCAAGCGCAGCGUGAAAUAUCCGGACAGCGCGGUUCAGUAAUUAAUUAAAUACAACUUUACCACCAAAGAGGUUUUCUCGAAGAUUCCUUCUCAAAUGUUAGCCCUAGCCCUUUCUGCUCUCUCUUGGUAUGGCUUUCUAAUGAAGUUACCCCUAUAAGUACAUAUCAACGAUUUUAAAACUAAAUUCUAACGAAUACAACAUAAAGCAAGUUAACUACUCUUCUAUAGUAUCGAAUUGACACCGCGUGAGCCAAACCUAUCACAUGAUCUGAAUUUUCCUCGUUUUUCAUCAAUUCACUGCGGGCUAAAUAACUCUCUCAUCGGCUAUGUGUUUUUGAUGUAUCUACUGCCGAAGAAGUCUUUCAUUGUCACUCUCCACAGCUUGUAAGCGAUUUUAAACCCAUUGUACCUCAUCGUAGUUCGUUCUACAAUUCUUCCCAAAUUUUUCACGCCCAGUAGCAUGGACCCCUGUAAUGGCUUAAAAACAUAUGCUGCUUCACAAAUGUCUUUUAUUCUGUAGCUUCUCUCACUCUACCCUUCAAAGUCUAUCCUAUACUCAUCGCUCAUUAGAUGAGGACACCCCCAUGUAUUAAUUUCACAAUGUGAUGCGCUGAUUUGCGACAUGUGUUUUAGUCGGAAAUCUCUAUUUGGGUACAUUUGACCGACCAAGCCGAUAACCAUAUUUUAUGGUGUGGUAAUUAAUUUAGUUAUUUGGAUUUCCAUACCUAAAAAAUUACUCACUUAGUUAGUAUCAAACACGUUUCAGCCAAAUAAGAGUUUUAAGCAUGUUUGGAAUGCCAUCUGAAUCAUUCGACUUUUUGAACUCUAAAAAGUUGCAUUGAUUACACGCUGGCUCUUUUUUUAAGCCUUCUUUACUUACUGCUCCCACUUAAGUCUCCGAGAAAGACCUCAUUAAUAUAUAGAUUUAGCUAAGCCUAAUAGCGGAGCUCUUGUUAGUUAAUUUUCUAGCCCUUAGGGAUCAGUUCGGGGGGUGGGGAGGGAGGGGAAGAAUUGACGAGGUCUGGAACCUGGGGACGAUGUUCUCACAACUUGCAAAGCGAUCAACACGCAUGCUAGUCAUCGGUAUCUUCGAGGAGCUGAGGACCUUCGUUGUUGUCUCUGAUGCUCUGAGAAAGGAAUCUUUUCUUCUUCAGAUGAAGUAUGCGAUGUCAGCAUCAUUUGAAAUUAUACUCUUUUGAGCGUACCUGAUAAUAUUGGUUCGGGAAAGUGAGCCAAAAUUGAAAGAAACGACGGUAAACUACUUCAAGUUAAGACAUCACCGCUCGAUUGAAGAGUAUACACGUGAUAACAGUGAAACAGUAAAUCAAGACGCCAGAAUCGCAUGGGCUUCUCUUAUGUCUUCUCUUGAAGUUACCAGGUAUGACUGCUUACCCCACCGUUUUUCCCUAGCGUUGCAACCUCCUCUGUUUCGCGUAAAAAUUAAGAAGAAAAGUCAUUUUCAACUCGUGUUUGAACCUGUAAUUUUCUUUUAAGAUUUUUCCUCUUUUGGCUAUUCUUGUUUCAUCAUGUCCUCUGGUUGAAAAUUCAAGGCGUCUUUUUGAGACUUUUUCUGUCAUUUGAUUCAGUAACCUCUGCUGUAACUGCUUACAAUGUAGGUGUGUUUAAACCAACUUUCCAUGAUCUUAGCAACUCUAGCUAAUGAAAUACGAAAUUUGUCUAACAUGUUUCUUGCCUUGUAAAAGUGUAACAGUGAAUUUUAUUGAUGUGUAAAAAGUUUUCAUUUGACUAUCGACUGGCAAGUCGUUGUAUUAUAAGUCAGGGAAACAUACAUCAUGUUUGAAAUGUCAUGUCUACAGUAAGCAAAUAGGAUUGAGGAGGGUGUAUGUGGGAAUAGGCUCGCUUGUCUGUAUCGUUAAUUUGCUAAUUGCUCCUGUUGCCAAUGUUUUGAUGAGGUUGGGCUGUCAAGUUGAAGGAACUGAGGAUUUUAGAAGGCAGUGACUUUUUUCAAACCUGGAAGAUAUCAUCAUGAAAGCCAUACUUGUGCCUGGUAACUCUUUCUUAUUCUGAUAAAUUAGUUUUUGAAGGAUACAAUAUUUUGUUACUAAAAUUUGAUGCAUAGGCUGUGCACAAAACUUUCAUUUGACUAUACUUUUAUAGCCAAUAUCAAUCCUUACACAUAAUGAGAUGUUAGUGGGAUCAGAGGAAAAAAUAAUGUACCAAACAUCUGUAAGAUUUCAUGUAAUUAUUUUAGUUACAUGAAUAUUAACUGAUACUAGAUCUAAGAGUAUUCAAAAGAAUGUAAAAUUUGUUUGAAAAAUUAGAACUCAGCAUGGGCCAAAUAAACAAGAUUCUUAGAAAAAGAAAUGUUUACUAAUGCAAAAUGCUGAGCAACCUUUUUUACCAUACCUGCCUGUGGCCCCACGGCACAUAGUAAAGUCAUUCAAAGUAGUGAUAAUCCCAGUUUUAUAAGUUAAAAACACACACGCGUACAGAUUUCUUGUAAACCGGUAGUUCAGGCCUGUCAUGGCUUCAAAAUUUUGAUGCACAUCUCAAAAGGAGAAGAAAUAAAUUUCAACUUUCUAUUUAUUCAGUUUAGGUUAGUGAGGUAAAUUGAGUCAAACUUUCCUUCAAUGACAGGUUCAAGAAAUUUUCUCAACUAAUUUAUAAGGUUAGCCUACCUACUGUACUGAUGAUGCACAAAAGAACUCUCUGUGGUAAGAGGGCAGGCUUUCCUUUCUUCAUUAGAAAAAUAUUGAGGUUAUCAUCUUUCCACAAGCUCAGUGGAAAGUGAGAGUGAGCAAGACUGAUAGUGACUAUGUUAUUUGAGUAAAUAUCCUGGCCAGAGAAGGAUAAAAGGCAAGGUAUGGUCUGCACAACUUUUUAAUUUUAAUUUUAUAAUCUAUUAAUCUAAGUCAUUUAUAUUCUUGCUUUGUGCGUUAUGUGAAUGCCAAUUAAUUUCACUUUCAUAUAGGUCAAAGUAAAAACAUUAAUUAAAAUAGCAGAGCCCACUUUAAUUUCAGUCCUAAUUAAAGGGGGAUCCUUGCUUUUCCAGUUUCCCACCCUUUAAAACUCAGAUAUCUUGUGACCAAUUCCUUAUAUCAAUGUUUAGUUUGGUUAUGAGCAUUGGUAAGAAACACCAUGCAUUAAUGAAAGCUUGAGCAAGAUUAUUUAAUGCAAUUCAAAUAACAAUAUUACAUGUUACAAUGUGGCAACUUACGCAGCAAAAUUAUAUAAUGACACAAUUUCAAACAAAGGAAGUCAGGUUAUUGACUCACCUGCCUCAACUAUUGAGGGCUUGGGGUACAAAGAAAUUGGUAUGGUAAACAGUUACAAUUAACACAAAGUUGAAAGUUUGAAAGCGAAGAGAUAUACAUUACAAUCAUCAAAUCCUAUGCAUCCUAGCCGAAAAAGGGCCAGUUACCACUAUAACUUCUCCAAGACAUUCAUACUUGCAGGAAAUCAUUAAUUUUUGUCACUAGGUGGUACUGUACUUACAAUAGUUCUACUGACACAAACGUAUUUUUCUCACAGCAUAUGACUCUACAGGCCAUGUGGAAGGUUCCUCCUUAGGGACUGACAUUUCAAUUACCGCAACAAACUGUAAUCAUCAGAAUUGCAAGCCAAGGUGUAUUUACCAAGUGCUUAAGUUUCCAAAGUAGUCACCUAAUUGUUACAAUCAAGUUCACUCCCUUUUGAUGCCAUAUUCAGCUUGAUCAUCCUGUUACAUGUGAAAACAUCUAAUAUUUUUCUCUUAUUCAAAUAAUUGCUUGAAUCAUAAGUUAUAUUUUUUGUAAUUACCUGCUUUCUUUAACCCUUAAAUCCCCAAGACUAACUAGCAUCUAAUUUCCCCUUCAAUAUCACCCCUGAAUCGAUCAUUAAGGUUACAAGAAUAAAGAAAAUAAUAAACUGAAGAACCUUUUGAUUGUUAAACAAAUUCUCCUCGCCAGCACAUUAGAGAACAGUAUGGAGAAUAUGCAUACUGAUGUUAGGAUGUAAAGGGUUAAUAGUGCUCCAGAAAUGGUAAAUAGUGUUGGAGAGAAAGGAAGAAAGUUCUUGAAACAUUCUGUGUUAAAUAAAACUUUGUUGUGAAUGUUACUUGUGAGGGCAAUGAAAACAUCUGUGAAGCUACUAUAACAAUUACCUUUCCAUGUAAACAAACCAUAAUAAAGCAAUUAAUGAUAUGAAUAAAUUUAAUUUCACCCAGUUUGAAUAUAGAAUCUGAAAUCUAAUUAACUUUAGUUAUUAGUGAAUAGGAAAAAGCUUAAUGUAUUUUUCCUGCUUCUGUCAUUCUUAAUAUCUCAAAUCAAUCAUGCCACCACUUCAGUGUGAUUUUUUUGAAGAUAUGUACUUUUUCUUAUGGUCAUCUAUUUUAGUAUCUAUCGUUUGCCAGCUGACAUCUGAGAAGAAUUAAGUCCACACUGGUGAUUUGACACUUUGUAAGCAAACCCUACAACUGAUUAAAUUUUAUUUGAUAAAAAACAUGAAGGGCAAUAGAGGAAAUUGGCCAGCACAAUUGAAGUUUCCCUUCUUAAGUAUUCUGUGAUCGUUUCUUCAAUCAUAUGGUGAAGUUUACAGUUUCCCUCAUUUCACUUUCUUCUGUUCAUCUGUUUGCUUUCCUAAUAAUCAUUAAAUGCAUAGAGCAUAUAGAAUGUGCACAGUUAUUAACACUUUCAUCCCUGAGAGUGACCAGCAUCUAAUUUCUCCUUUCAAUAUCAUCCCUAAAUUAAGCAUUAAGGUCAUGAGAAUAAAGGAAAUGAUAAUCAACUGAAGGACCUCUUGAUUGUUAAACAAAUUCUCAUUGCCAGCACAUUAGGAAAUUUAUUGAGAACAGUAUGGAGAAUAUGCAUACUGAUGUUAGGAUCUUCUAACACUUCAAUUAAAACAUAAAAUUAAAUUAUUUACAAGCAGGUUAAGGAGGAAAUUAAAGGAUGGACAUGUGUUACAUAAAAAGUAACCCCUUACAAUAAAAAUAAAGCAGAAGCAUAUUACCUACGUGUCUUUGCUUCUGAAUACAGCGAUAAUAGGUAUUUCUAAGCAGUUAUCUACAUAUCUAAACCAAGUGCAAUAUACGGUCGUAAAAGCAAUUUUAUUCCAACCUUCCUACUUGAAGGGUGCCUUGUGUAUCAAAUAUAUCAAGUUCAUUACCUCUAGAGUCAUAAGCCAGGCUUUUGGGGCUACAAAAUAAUAAAAUAAUCAACGCGUUGUGGCAGGCUAAUUUAUCGAGAGUCAAUUAAGUAUAGUUUCCUAAGAUCAUAUGGAAAGUUUAAAAUCUACUUCACUUGCGCGACAUAUACGGAUCUAUCUUUCUUAAUUACUGAUGAAAUCCCGAGAGUGUGACUCAAUUCAUUCAAAAGAAAAUAUCCAAGCAGGUUACAGAAAUGGUUCACAAAUUGUAAACUGAUGUGUUAAGAAAACCUCCUUAAAUUAUGGUGCCGACACGGAUUUCUCGUCCAUAAUCACUUAUGAAAUUCCGAGAUUGUUCCUCAAUGAAUUCAAUAGAAGAUAUCCAAGAAGGUUACAGAAACAGACUCUCAAAAACGGCUCUCGAAUUCGAAAACUGUAAACAACAAUUAUUUACGCUAACCAUGUACUUACCAGCGUGCAUAUGAGCUCAAAUUGCCAGGACACCGUUUAAUUACACAAUUAGAGCUCGGACGCUUCUUGCAAAAUGUGAUGACUAUCGAUUUCAGAGAUAGAUUCUUCAGUUUCCAGCAUAAGGAAAAAAUAAUCGUAUCGCAGGCAUGUUCAUCAUAACCCGAACAUUAAGUACGCCUCGAGAUGUUAACGGAAGAGAAAGUGGCUCCAUGUUUUGUGAGACAAUUGAAACCAUUUCCUGAAGUUCGAACGAAUCAAGUAAAAAAAAGUAAAAAGCAUGAAAACAUAGCCCUGAAAAGUACCAUGACUAAACAAUAAAAUUCACUCAUUCCGCAGUAGAACUAGCUCCAUUUUACCCGUGAGUUUGUUUGCACCACAUAUCUGCGGUCCGUAAUUUAAUUCUAAGAUGUUUGACGGGUUCUUGACAAUAUUGACAAAAUCAAAUUACUGCCUCAAACUUAAUGUGAACAUGGACAUCGCUGACUCAAUCUCAUUUUAUUUCAAUUUUGGGAAAGGCCAUUACUUCGUUCUUGAGGUAAAACAACAAUUGUUCGACAAAGCGCGAUUUUUUUAAGGAAUAGAGUAAAUCCUGCGAUAGUAGACAGAGGAGAGAAAGAGGUAGAAACUUGCGCUCGCCGUUCGCUAUCAUCUGAAAACUUCUAGGAAAAACAAAAUCCGUAAGAUAACUUCUUUUCCAUUAACACCACGACUGUAUAAAACACUCCAAACCACAGGACCAAAAAUACCUUGAAGAAUAUGAACACUUGAAGUGUUAUUCGAGCGAUGAACCGGCACGAAGGUUUUUAGGCGAUGAAGGCCAAAGUCAUUGUUUUAACGAAACGUGAUUUUAAUUAUAAACUGAAGCUAGUAUCAAACGACAAUUGGUAAAAAAAGGUUUGAAUUUUCCGAACCCCAGUGUUGAAGAAAACCCAGAUAAGACACGACUUACCUCCUCUUCCUUCUCGGAUCCUUUGUAGUUCGCUUCUCUUUGUUGAUGACCUCUUCUCGGUCUGUUUUCAGGAGAGCCUUUGUAUUCCUUCUCGCAUCGCUCCACGCAAGAUAAUCGCCUUUUUACUAAUGUCUUUUCUUGUUCUCUUUUGCGUUCCUCUCGCCGUAUUCUCCCUAUUUUGGUGUCCUCUCUAACUUUCUUCCGCGUUCUUCUCGACUCGCUUUACGUCUUUUACGUCUUGUUUUUUUUGGUCGCGUAGGCUCUUUCUUAUCAUCCUAUUUUCACUUAAAACUCUCUCUCCACGAACUUGAAUUAUAGCAAUUUCCUCCCGUUGACAAAGCUUUAGCUCUGCUGGUAUUGUUGCUUUGCGAGUUGAUUAGAUAUUGCGAAAUACUGAGAGUUACUGUUCAACUACAACCUCACCAAUUUGAUUUCCCGCUCAAAACGCGGGUUGCAAAUUAUUUGCUUACGCGGCUUCACAUCUACUAGCCCACGUAAAGCCCUCGUGCAAUGCCUACCGUGCGCCCACGGUACGCUACACUGAAACUCAACACUCGAGUAUGCGCACUUCAUUGUCAUCUGUCGGUGUCUCCUGGCGCACACUAAUGGGCUUUCCGAGUUACGCACGCUAUUGCGCCUGCGCAUUACCUUCUCCAUCGCCCUUCCAUUACGUAAUGGCAAAGAUAGUGCCCGUAGUACUGUUAGCCGCGCAUGCUAAAAGUAGCACCUUGUACGGUCGGUCGUACGGUCGUACGUCCAAAUUUUUUCGGCUUGAUGGGUUACUACUACUUCGGGCUACGCUGCGCGCGCCUCAAGCGCUGCGAGUUCCUGCUAUUAUCUAAUAGCAGAGCCUAAAGCAGGACCCCCGUUUCUCCACCCGUAGGAAGAUUGGAGACGAUCCGGGUAGAAGUUUGCUGAGUUUCCCUGUACCAGGCCCUUUGAAAACCUCUUGCCAGCUCCGGUUGAACAUUAUUAAGCAUGCCAAGCCCUUUUACCGUUUACUCAAUAUUUUCAGUCACUAUUUGUAUUUUCACUACCCCAGCGGGAUCGUUAAAAUUCGGCAAAAAUUUUAAAAAUACCCGACGAUACUACACAUCCGAAACAUCCAGCGACUUAUAUACCUUCAUACCCCAGCGGGAUCGUUAAAAUUCGGCAAAAAUUUUAAAAAUACCCGACGAUACUACACAUCCGAAACAUCCAGCGACUUAUUUACCUUCAUUAAUACUGUUUCUUGUGGUCGUCAACAGUGCUCCGGUGAAUGUCGCGGGAGACGUGGGCCGAGAGGCCAGCGAGGACGGACUGGGUCAAAAGGACAGCCAGGCCCUAAAGGACCAAGGGGACCCCUGGUCAGUACAUACUUUGCGCGUUACCUUGCCUUGAUAUUGUAAAAUGGUGUAAAGUGGAGUGAUAAAUGUUUUUAUAUAGAGAAUCAUAUAUGGGCGGGCGUAGAUAUGGAAUUUCUCUUCGAAUUCCAUACCUACAAGCAACCAUGUAUUAUUUUGUUUAUCAUAUAAACACAAUAGCCCUUCACUGGGAAGAAAAGCCGACUUCAUUAAUGAAUGAAAAUAAAUGAGUCGACAAUCCUCGAAUAACAAUCGUAGAGUGCGUUGGCGCUGACUCUGAAGAUCGAAAAAUGCGUUGAAUCAUGAUUACAAAAACAACAAUGGUCGUAAUUUUCAAUGAACAAAAUUCUCAUUUAUUGACUUUGUCUUUACUGACAGAAGUCUUUCAGGUAAACGGCCAAUAUCGGCUAGUGGCAAAUCUUCCAGUUGUCGAUUUUCAUUCUCAGUCGAGAGAAAUGCUAACACCAAAGCCACUGAAUACGCAACUUUCGGUUUUUCUUUCAGUGUAUUGGUUUUCUUCUCUUUCUAGGAAAGUUUGAACCUCAUUGUCUGUCAGCGAUACGGAUUUCUUAGUGUUUUAGCCGCCAUAAUUCGAGAAAGCUCCGACAAACGACUUGUAUUGAGAAUCGUUAAGGGUUUGCCGUUCAUUCAUUAACCUGACCGAGUGGCGUUAAGGCGAGUGAUGUGUAAGCACCUGAUUGGCUAUAUCAACACACGUGAAAAAUACGAUGUUUUUUCACGUGUGUUGUUACGGCUUUUCUCAGGGCCGGAAAUCCUUGUAUAACACCGUAUUUUAUGUGAUAAAUGUAUUUUACUCAUUUUAGGGAGAAAAUGGGCGAGAUGGACGGAAUGGGCAACCAGGACCUAUAGGAAUUGUGAGUAAAUGAAACUCAUUUUCUUCCAGCCGUGAACGUUCCAAACAAAGAAAAAGGCUGUUGUCUGUCACCAGUUUAGCUAACUCAAAGAGUCUACUGAAGAAUCUGACAUCACAAAGGAUAUCAGGUCAAAUUUCACAGUAGCCUUAAAGUCUUCACAAUUGUGAAAAAAGUCUUCCCGCUUGAAAUGAAAAAGGAUUCAAACAGUGUAUAACCUUUUACCAAGAGAUUAUGUUCUCUUGCCCUUCACAGAUUACGAAAGGGCAAAAAAUUCACGUUGGUAUCACUUUAAAUAAUUACCAUUGACAUUUCCGAAAAGUUCCCUCACUUUAAUCUUUCCUCCCAUUCAUCUACUUAUCAUUAAUUCUUUCAUAUUUUCUCAAGCCUGGACCCCCAGGAAUAAGUGGACCUAUAGGAAACAAGGGAAUCAUGGGACAAAAAGGAGAACAAGUAUGAACUUAAUACCAACUUAAUGUUUGUAGUAAAUACUUUUGACACUAUUAUUGUGACUACAUGUUGUCAUUUCCAUCCGUAGGAAUAUCCAUUUUAUGAGUACGUUAGGUCUCAAUUGAAGACACGGCAGACUUUGGUAAAAACUUAUGGAGCUCAUUGAAAACUUGUUGGACAAUAGUUCAAUUUGACGGACGUUAAUGGGGCAAGGACAUUUACUUUCAGCGUUAACUUUUUUGAACUUUCAGUAUUUCUGCAGAGUUCAUUGAAACGAUACUAAAACUAAAAUCAAUACAUUUAUCAAUGUCCUCCAAGGUCAACUCAUUAAGAUCUUAAGAUAUGAAUAUGACUACCAGACAGUUUGUUACCCUUGUCACUUUAAAAUGUCCAUUAUAACAAUAAUCACGCCUUUUUGUAGGAUAUAGCAGCUCAAGAAAUAGCCUAUUUUUAAACGUUUUUGAUGUACCUAACACUUCAUCUUCAUUUAUCCGCAAUGAUAAUUAGGACUUUUAAAUGUCUGCUAUUUUCGAAACUUCCCGAGACAUUGUAACGCUUUUAUCUAUUUUAGGGACUUCGUGGCCCAUCCGGUAUUCCAGGCCUUCCCGGUCUACCAGGGAGUUGUGUGAGAUCAGCGCCAUCCAACACCACUACCCCCACAGUAUUUUGUGGACUAGGUAAACAAGGUCUUAAAGGAAAUAAAGGGGAUAACGGAAACCGUGGAUUAUCGGGCCCCCCUGGGUCGCAAGGAAACAGAGGCCCACGAGGAAAUUUGGGUAAUGGAGGCCCCCCUGGGAAAAAGGGUGACAUUGGGCCCCCAGGCAACUUUCCUGAUCUGGAAUGUUUCCCUCGGUACACCAGUUGGGUAAAUAGAAGUGAGUGGUUCGAUAAAUAUCCCAAGGUGCAUUGUGAUAGGAGAGAAUUCUUACAAGGCUUCAGUCUGGAAAAAAGCGAUGCUCGCGGGCAGAGAAGAUACAAAUACACUUGUUGUACACUUGGACUGACCAAUGGUCCUUGAAAAGCUCAGCAAAUGAACUGAGCGAAGACCAAAAUAAAAACAGCCAACAGGCAAUGACUCGACUCACAACAAACAAAGGACGGAAAUUUUGAUUGAUGACAAAGUUGAAGAUAGUAUCUCUGAAGAAAGAUGAGAUAAGACAAAAGGUUUUUUUAUGCAUUGAAAUGAAGAUACAUAGUUAACACCUGUGGGAGAACAUUUCUUGACCGUCCGUGCCCACGUAAAAAACUCACCAGCAGUAGUCAAGUGUAAUCAGAAGCCAGAAAUUAUUGCUCCUGACGUAGGCCAUUACAUUUGAUGUAAUCUUCCGCAGAAGUUGUAGAUAUAAAGUCAUAAAGAAACCAAAUUGAAGUGCAGUCGGCUUUCUAUCAGCAUUGCGCUAAACGAUAGACGGAAAGAUAUUUGCUUCCAAAUCACGUUAUCUUAGUCUUUAAAAAUAAGAACAUGUAUCAUCAUGCCAUAUUCACCAUCAUGACGAUUAACUGCACAUAGUGCGCAGUGAAUUAGGAUUUCAGAUAUUUUUUAUAAGGGUGUGGGCUAUCAGCUGGGCACUAAUGCGAGCAUUGAUUUGCCUCCAAUAAGAAAUUGAGAUAGAAGACAGUUACAGAUCAUGAGAGUUACUUAACCACACUCCAAUAUAAAUGUGAUAGUUACGAUGUUAGAGCCUCGGACUAUUAAAAAAACGCUGCUCUUACUACCGUCAUCGUAAGAAUAACAGAAGAAAGCUAUUAAAGCUUGAGCUGCACACGUACUUAAGUGUUUGGACAGCAGUCAGCCCGAGUUACCAAAUUC
This is a messenger RNA of Pocillopora meandrina, 11922 nucleotides long. The record is from the annotation of a GenBank genome assembly. Lineage: Eukaryota; Metazoa; Cnidaria; Anthozoa; Scleractinia; Pocilloporidae.